AAUCACAAGAGAAAGAAAAGGUUUAUUUUGUAAAAUUGAGGAAGAGGGCAUCAUUCAACAAAAACUUCGCAUCAACGGCGGCUUAAGAGAAAACAGAGAGAGAGAGAGAGAGAGAGGGGUUUAACAGACGCUUUAGGGCUUUGGCGGAGGAAAACCUCAGCAAUCUGCCAUUCUUGCAGGUUCUCUACAUCGCCGUACAAUGAUCACCGGCGGGAAGAGCUACGUUUCGGCACCUCCAGCUUUCUCCAAUGACGCCAAGCGGCUUCUUGUCUGCACCGGUACCUCUGUCUCCAUUUUCAGUACCUCCACUGGCUUGCAGAUUGCUUCAUUGAAGGGUCACAAGGCCUUUGUGACAUCGGUCACCGUUGUGCCGGCAUCUAGUGCGGCAAGUAAGAUCUUGUGCUUCUGUUGGACUACUUCACUCGAUGGAACUAUUCGAUAUUGGGAUUUCUCGAUUCCGGAGCUCAUGAAGACCAUAGAUAUUCGGCUACCGGUUUACUCCAUGGUCAUCCCUUCUUUGUUAGGCCAGCUGUUGGAGAGGGAUGUAAAGUCUCGUGACCUUUUUGCUUAUGUAUCAGUGCAAAACAUAGGAGUGAAGGAUGGAAAGCCGGUGCCUGUGAGAGGACAAAUCCUUAAGUGUAACUUAACCAAGUCUCGCUUGGCUACUGGGGUCAUUUUGGCGGAGACUCAACAACCUGAAUAUUUAACUACUAGCUCAUCAGGGAGCUUCUUUGGCAUCCGAAAUAAGCGCAAAAUUCAUGUAUGGAAAGUGCCAAAUGGACAAUUUGAAAAAUUAGGCGCUAAAAAAAUUACUCUGCAUCACACAAAAGACUUGACGGUUCUUGCAUUUCACCCAACCCAAAGAACGGUAGCUGCAGGUGAUGUGACCGGGAGAAUUUUAAUAUGGAGGGGAUUCGGUAAUAGGACAUUUCCUGUUUCUGGUGAAGAAGCUGGCAAAAAGUCUUUUGACAGUGAUGAAGAUAGACCAGGAGUAAGAGGAAAUGAUGAUGCUGAUUCUUGCUCUACACGGCACUGGCAUCCUACCGAAGUUAUUGCUCUCUCUUUCUCCUCUGAUGGGGCAUAUCUUUAUUCAGGUGGGAAGGAGGGGGUUCUUGUGGUUUGGCAACUUGAUACAGAGAAGAGAAAAUACCUGCCUCGAAUUGGGUCACCACUAUUGUAUUUUACUGAUUCUCCAGAUCCUCUGCUUGCCUCUGUAUCUUGUGCAGACAAUCAAAUUCAUUUACUAAAAAUGCCUUCUAUGGAAAUCUUGAAGUCCAUAUCUGGGAUCAAGCUUCCUUGUUCAUUUCCUGAUGUUUGUCAAGGCUCUAAUAACGGGUUUGCCUUCAAUCAAAAUGAUGGUCUAGUUGCCCUUCGUUCAGAAAACUAUAGCAUUCAGUUCUACAGUCUGUUUGAUGACUGUGGAAUUUGUGAGCAGGUUCAAAUUUGUGAGAGGAACCAUCAACCCGGUGAAGAGCUCACUGUUGUUAUUACUUCUGUGGUUCUCUCCCUUGAUGGCUCUUUAAUGACUACUGCUGAAAUUAGAAUUCCUGAGGGUGGAAUUGGUGGUUUAAUUUGUCUCAAGUUUUGGGAUUCAGAGUUGGAAAACAAAAAGUUUAGUUUGUCAACCGUUGUAUAUGAGCCACACAGGGAUGCUGGGAUUUCUGCUCUCGCUUUCCACCCUAAUCGCCGCAUGGUUGUCAGUACAUCAUAUGGUGGAGACUUCAAGAUAUGGGUUUGCAAUGGAGGACUUCCGAAAGUUCAGGGAGAGAAAAAUUCAAGCUGGAUGUGCCAUUCAGUUGGGUCUUACAAAAAGAAGUCAAUGACUGCUGCCACAUUUUCUGCCGAUGGUUCUGUUUUGGCCGUUGCUGCAGAAACUGUUAUUACAUUAUGGGACCCUGAGCAAAAUAUCCUUGUUGCUGUAAUUGGAGAGACUCUUACGCCAAUUGUGAAUCUUAGCUUUGCUGGAGACUCCCAGUUUCUUGUAUCUGUGUCACAAGGUUCAAAGCCACAACUAUCUGUUUGGACUGUGUCGAAACUAUCAAUAUCUUGGUCAUACAAGCUUCAUAUAGAAGCCUUGGCCUGUGCUGUGGAUAUGUCUUCUUUUGCUGUGCUUGCCCUUAUCCCCGAAUCUGUACGGUUGCAAUUUAGUGACUCGACAUUCCAAGGGAGAGAUGGAAUGAUAUUGCAUUUUAAUGCCAAUGAUCCUGUUCCCCUGAGUACCUGGUCUGUUAGGAAGGCUCAGGGAGGGGGUCUUGCGUUUCUACGAUCCGAAAAAAGUAACAUUAGUUCAGAUGAAAAAUCUGGCCAUCCAUGGCUUGUCUAUAUCAAUGGUGACCACGAAUAUACUCUAUUUGACCCAUCUGGCAAGGAAGGACAAGAACUUAGUUUGACCAAGCAGGGAAGUUAUCACGCCCUUGAAGAAACAGGAGGAAAAUUUGGAUAUGAAGCUAUCUAUGGCGAACUGCCAGAAUUUGUAUCAAAGAUGGACCAGACCUUGUCUGCCCCAUCUGUUCCAUCACAGAGGCCUUGGGAGACCAUCUUCAGUGGCUCAUCACAUGAACUUCCACCUCUUACUAAGCUUUGUUCAGCAUUCUUAGAAUCAUUAUUGGAGAGGAGGACCGUUACUACAGAGUAAUUUCUGAGUCCACUGAAACAUGUCACAUUAUAUGCCUUCUUGAGUUCCUGGAUUUGACUCAAUCGAUAGGUACAAUCCGAAGAUUGAAUCAAUUGCCAUCCAAUCUGAAGCCUUCAAUUUCCUGAUUCCUAUUCAAGUACACAACAUGAAUAGCUGUCUAAAUGGUGAACCAUUCAGCUUAGGUAGAAAAAGAUGGAACUUGCUUCCUAAAGAGUAAGAAUCAUCGGAAAUUUUUGUUAGGUAGGCCAAUUUUGAGUGUGCAAUUUGGAUUUUGAAAAAGAGAAUUAGAAAAUUUUGUAAAUUAUUAUAAGUUAUGUUUUUUAAUUUGGGAAUUUUAUCCCUUUAGAUAAUCGGGAACCUUAUCUUACAUAUUUAUAUACUAUAGAAUAUAUAACUGUUGCAGUAAGUUCAAGGUUGGUGAUGAUAAUUAACACAUUAUUCAGAUA
Messenger RNA from Cucumis sativus (cucumber), 3081 nucleotides. Its product is annotated as WD repeat-containing protein 75. Gene Ontology annotation, molecular function: protein binding. The transcript has 16 exons. Bases 200 to 2635 code for a protein of 811 amino acids. The record is from RefSeq and is a predicted model, not a curated record. Lineage: Eukaryota; Viridiplantae; Streptophyta; Magnoliopsida; Cucurbitales; Cucurbitaceae.